This is a messenger RNA of Penicillium soppii, 1530 nucleotides long. RefSeq names its product cytochrome P450. The transcript has 6 exons. NCBI's taxonomy places the organism in Eukaryota, Fungi, Ascomycota, Eurotiomycetes, Eurotiales, Aspergillaceae. The record is from RefSeq and is a predicted model, not a curated record. Bases 1 to 1530 code for a protein of 509 amino acids. Gene Ontology annotation, molecular function: heme binding; iron ion binding; oxidoreductase activity, acting on paired donors, with incorporation or reduction of molecular oxygen.
AUGCUGCAUUCCGGGCUAUUGAGCAGUCUCUGCGUCUACGCGCCGCAGGAUCUGGGAACGACUCUUGCAGUCGGUCUUGGCUUCGUCCUUGCUGUCUCUUUGAUUCUUAAAGAGCUCAUUGCAUUUUACAACGCAAAGUUUCACCCUCUCUGCGGAUUUUUGGGACCGCGUGCGGCAACCAGAUCCGAGACAUGGCUGUACCAAAUGACCAAAAGCGACUUCCCAGAAGAAAUCUUCGAAAAACUUCACAAAGAAUACAAUACCCAGGCCCUUCGCAUCGGACCCAAUGAGCUCCAUAUCAGCGACGUUAACUUAUACAAAGUUAUCUACAAUCAAUCCAGCCCCUUUCCCAAAUACGCUGCAUUCUACGACGGAUUUAACACGCCACACACUGUAUUUGCGGAGUGUGACCCUGUGCUACACAAAGAGCGCCGUCGAAUGCUGAAUCCACUUUUUUCUCGUGUUGGAUUGUUCAAGUUGGAACCCAUCAUUCAACAAAAGAUCAGCAUGCUUGUUGAGAAAAUCCAUCUUCUAGCAGGAAAUGGACCACUCAAUGUUUAUGAUGCUUUCAGGCUAAUGACCACUGAGGUCAUCCUCCAGUUUGCAUUUGGAAGAAGUGGAGGCCUUAUUGAAGAAGAUCAGAAUGGUUUCCGCUCUUGGUUUCUGGAGGGCUUCGACGCCGCUUCAAAAAGCAUCCCCGACCUGCAGUAUAAGCCAUGGCUUCGACACCUCACCAAUAUCAUUCCGCAAGCCCUUGUGUAUAAAUUAAGUCCGGACAUUGGAAAUUUGCUGGACAUGUUGAAGUUUGCUGAAGACUCUUUGCGUCACUGGCAGAAGUCCGAAUCUAAACCCGACCAUCCAGUGGUAUUUGACAACUUGGAGACAGUCAAGUAUGAGGAACAGGUGACCGAGGCGAUGGAUAUCCUGAUUGCCGGUGCCGACACUACGGCAUCUACUUUGACAACUGGGUUGAUCCAUAUCUUAAGCAACAGCGGGGUUGAGCGUCGGUUGGUAGAGGAAAUUGAUUCACUCCCGGUAAACGAGAAUGGCCAACUUCCUCUUCAGGCCUUGGAAAAAUUGGAGUAUUUGAAUGCUACUGUCAAGGAAGCACUUCGAUUAGGAAUGGCCGUUCCAGGUCGGCUUCCUCGCAUUGUACCCAAUUCUCUCACGGAGCCCUUCAUGGUUGAUGGCAAAGUUGUACCAGCGGGUACUAUCGUCUCCAUUUCUACCUAUACUAUGCACACAGACACUUCGAUAUGGGGCCCAGAUGCCCGUGAAUUUCGACCUGACAGGUGGAUCGGUCCUAAGAGCAAAGGACUAGAUCAGUAUUUCUGCGCCUUUUCAAAGGGCGCCAGGAUGUGCAUUGGCCAAAAUCUUGCGCCUGCUGAGGUCAUCAUUGCGCUAGCAUAUCUCCUGCGUAACUUCAAAAUGAGCUUGCGAUCAAAAAGCGAUAUUGGAGUUCGAAAGGAUCGAUUCACGUUGCAGUAUGAAGAUCCUGGGUUUCAGGUCACAUUCAAGCCGCGUUGCUGA